AUGGAAAAUAUGGGAGCAGAACUCAUAAAUUCUACGUGUCCUGGAAUGUGUCUCUGUUUCUCUGAAGGAGAUAUUCAGUGUGAUGAGACUGGGCUCAGAAACCUUCCUCCAGAUCUACCUGCAAGUGCCGUGUCUUUGAACUUGGCCGGUAAUCUGCUUCAGGUACUUACCUUCAAUGCUUUCACAAGUGUCCCUCUUCUUGAAAUCCUUUGUUUAAGCCACAACAGCUUGACUUUCCUUUACCCUGGAUCUUUUAUUGCACUCAUCAAUUUGAGAGAGUUAAACCUCAGCAAAAACACAAGACUGACCUACCUUCAUGCUUACACUUUCCGAGGUCUGUUGCACCUUCUGUCCCUGGAUCUGUCUCACUGCAACAUCUUUGAAAUCCACCCUCUUGUGUUUUCCCCUUUGUUAUCCUUGGAAAAUCUUGACUUGGGUUUUAAUAAAAUGCGUUACAUUUCGCAAGCCUUCAGGAAGCUUCAGAACAUCACAAGUCUGUCUCUGGAAAAUAAUCACAUAGAGGCCAUAGGCAGAAAUUCUUUUCGAUAUCAGCAAGCUUUGAGAGAUCUAAAUCUGAGAAGGAACCGGAUUUGGGUGAUUCAAAGUGAAGCCUUUAAUCAACUAAAGAAAUUAAAUGUACUAAAUUUAGGGCACAACUCUAUAUCUCAUUUCCCUAAUCAGCUUUUCAGUGGAUUAAUCCAGCUCAAGAUUCUGCACCUGGAAGCCAAUAAGAUUGUCGCUAUCAACUGUUCCUUCAGCCGGCUAACUAACCUGAAAAAACUGCAUCUAAACAACAACCAGAUAACACAUAUCACACCCCAUGCUUUCAGUUCUUUAAAGCACGUGCAGCUACUUCAUCUGAGUAAAAAUAACCUGACCUCCAUGCCCGGUUACUUGUUUUCCAGCAUGCCCAAACUCAGAUUUCUCUUCCUUUCCUUUAACCCUUGGAGCUGUGACUGUAGCAUGUCCUGGAUUGCCAGGUGGUUGGUAUCAUAUGAUGGGAUGAUACAGGGUGUGCACUGUAUGUAUGGGUUAUCACACUGGAGUGCCACUGAUGUUUAUACAAAGAAUGGCGCUGUGUGCCCGCAGGAGAGAUUUAAAGAGGGGGAAUGUGUAGAAACCACAGAAUACACUGAUAAUAUAAGAGAGAAGCCAGAGAUUUCAGACUAUUACUCCGAAAGGAACAAGCUGAUUCUGUCAAAGACUUGCACCAUUAUGGAACUGAACUUGCUGCUAAAUUCCAAAGAACCUUAA
Messenger RNA from Xenopus laevis (African clawed frog), 1254 nucleotides. Its product is annotated as nyctalopin-like. The transcript is spliced from 3 exons. The coding region runs from base 1 to 1254 and encodes 417 amino acids. The record is from RefSeq and is a predicted model, not a curated record. Lineage: Eukaryota; Metazoa; Chordata; Amphibia; Anura; Pipidae.